This is a messenger RNA of Chanos chanos (milkfish), 3249 nucleotides long. It is a transcript of the gene gemin4, whose product is annotated as gem (nuclear organelle) associated protein 4. The transcript is spliced from 2 exons. The record is from RefSeq and is a predicted model, not a curated record. NCBI's taxonomy places the organism in Eukaryota, Metazoa, Chordata, Actinopteri, Gonorynchiformes, Chanidae. Bases 1 to 3249 code for a protein of 1082 amino acids. Gene Ontology annotation, cellular component: SMN complex. Gene Ontology annotation, biological process: spliceosomal snRNP assembly; rRNA processing.
AUGGGUGAAGUGAAUUUACAUGUUUUUCGUUCUCUGUUUGCAGACUCCUGGCUUAGCUGUGAGAAGACUGCUGUUCUUCAAGGUGGACUUCUCCUUGCAAACCAGCUUCGCCAACCUGAGCAACUGUGUACUAUGAGAAAAGAGGAUUGGGCUAAGAUUGGGAAACCAAUUAUUCAGGCGGUCACCGAAAUAUGCAGACAGGUGAGAGGAGGUUAUGACGACAGAAUACACUGGAGAAAGAAGACUCUCUGUAUCCUAUGGAGUAAGCUCUUGGAAGUUGAGAAAGGGGAGGAUAUUGAUGUCAGAUGGAUGGAAAAUCCACUCUUUGCUGUGCAAAACAGCCUCCCAGAAAUUAACCAUUCAGUACUUUAUGAAUUAGUGAAGGCACUGGGCCUCUCUAAAAUCUAUGUGGAGUUGCUGUUAUGUUUUCAACCGUCUGAGAUGGGCAUAGAGGUACAGCGCCUGGUAAAACAUAUUACAAAUUGCACCACAGAGAAGGAUGUUCAGUUGCUGCUGGAAGUGUGGUGGGAACUGCUGAAGGGCAGAGGAGGACAGAAAGAUACUUUGGACCAGCUGUUUUCUGAGCAGUGUGCAAAUUUCACCCGGUCAUCUACUGACCCCUCUCUCCAAGCCUCAAAGAGGUUCAAACCUGACCCAGAAUCACAGGUUCCUCCAUUAUGCAUAGUGUCCACCCUGUUAUGUGGGUUGAAGGAAGUAAAAGACCAUAUCAAGACUCCAGACAUGUGUCACUUUGCUCUUUCCAAUUGCCUUGACACCCUCUAUACCUCCUACUUGUUAGACCAUGCUACAGACCUCUCUAUAGAGAAUAAACUGGAGGUUAUUUCCAGGUUAGUGAUGCUCAAAAACACACAUGAUGGAGCAGAAGGAUUUGACCUUGUUGAGGCCAUUUGUGAGGCCCAUCAAGAACUCGCUGCUAUACUCACUCCUACUCAGUACAAACCAUUUGGAAUAACGCUAGUGCAAGCCCUGCAGAUAGCCAUAGAGGUGACCUCUGGUUGGGAGGAGAAAGGACUGUUGACAUUGACACACAUUAACGACCCCAUAUACUCAGUGGUACGUCUGAAAAAUUCUCUAAAGCGAGUAAUAGAGUCUUUGGAGAAGCUGGCACUGCCUGAAACCAUGGCAGGAAACAAACAAAUGGUGACUGCAUUGACAAAUAUGUUGAAAAAUUUGGCAACAUCAGUGACUUUUCCUGAUCCGGAGAGCUCUUUGGUGGAAAAAGCAUGUGUUGCUAUAGCCAUUACUGAUAACCGUUUGGAAGGAUUCCAAAGACUUCCCGAAUUAUUUGCCUCAGAACUAAACUGGGCUUUUAAUGUGCCUGAAUGGCUCACCUGCCUCGAACGAAACAAAAGUGCCUUUCAGCACAAAGACCUCAUCAUGAAGUUGGUCUCUACUCUCAUAGCCAAAUGCCAAACUGAUGCUGAUGUAAAGUGUUCCAAAAAACUGAAAGAAAUUAUUGUUGACAUAUUCUCCCAGCUUUCAUUAUCUGACAAAAAUGAGACGCUGGCUGAAAUGCUCGCCAUCUCUCCAAAGGGCCUCCAUGGAUGUCUUCCCAAAUCUGUUAUGAUAGGCUUUGAAGAAGAACUGAAUCUGGCUUUCAACUGCAUCAUUCAGAGUGGUGCGGAGAGCAGUCUCAGCUCUGCCGUUUCGGCCGUGGCCCGCGUUGCUUUCCAGAAUCCAGAGGCCACGCUUUGCAGGUGCUGCCACUUGGCUGUAAUGAACUUGGGAACUCACACUCUCAUAGCCAAGCUACUUCAGCAGCUCCCAGGCCUCAGGAGCCCACCAGGUCAACCUAAAGAGACGAGGAAGCCUGAGGGGAACCUGCUGUGUUCCUGUCUUCUUAAAACUGUGCGGAACAAACUCUCAACCUCGCAGGAAGAGGACCAGCUCCUUAGUUUUGUCGGUGCUUUGAUGGAACCAAGUAUAUCUGGGGCCAGGGGUGAAAAGCUGAGUUUCCUACAUCCAGCGGAGGUUUUGGGAAACUUUGUCCUCUCUAACCUCAUCUCUUCCUCCUCUCAGUCGUCCUAUAGCCUAGAGAUGUGCUUGCGACUGCUCCAGUCUUCCCUCACACGGGAUUUGCAGACUGAGUCCACGCAUUGGGUGAUGAACUGCUCCCCAUUCCCACUCCUGUACUGCCUGUCCCAGCUUCUGAAUGAAACUGUCCGAUGCUGGGAGGAAUCGCCAGAGAACAAACUUUGCUUAUCCAUGGAGUGCAAAGAGCUGCUGAUAUCUGCUCUGAGAACUCUGGGGGAGGUGAUUGGGAAGGAGGUUUCUCUGGCUCCCAGUGUCUGGUCCAGAGCUCUCUCCUGGCUGUAUGGGAGAGUGGAGCAACUUGACUGGACUGUCCGUUUUCAUCUGAAAGAGGUUUGGGGAGAUCAUUUUAAAUAUGAGGUGCCAAGCUCUUUGAUGUCUGUCUGUAAUCUUCCAGACCAUGAGUGGUCUGGUUUGAACCUGCCUCAGUAUGGGCACGGUACUGGACUUCUAGCUUGGAUGGAGUGCUGCUGUCUCUCUGACCAUGUGCAGAGGACAAUGCUGGACUCCCUCUCUCUGGACCAGCGAAACCCAGACGAAGUCAGUAUGUUCAGCAAAGGCUUUUUACUGGCUAUAUCACAGACUCUACCAUGGUGCACAAUUGGGGAAUGGGAGAGACUCCUGAGAGCAAUACGAGAGCUGUUGGUAUCAGGGAAGCUUCAUGUACCGUUCUCUCUAGAGUACAUCGACUUUCUCCCGUUACUUGAUCUUCGUUCGUUCGCCUACGAGAUGCGUCUGUCUGUGUUGCUGCUACGCGUCUUCCAGUUGCUCUGUGGCUCCAGCUGUUCGGGCUGGCUGCCACCUCAAGGCUGGGCACACGCUGAACGACUCUAUGCCUGUGCCGUCAGAGAGAUCAUCGGCUCGUUAAAGGCCAAGGUGCCUCUCCCGACCACAGCCAAUUCUCCAAAAGUCGCCAAGACAGAUGGUAAAGCUGGCAGUGAGGAGGUUCUGUUUGUGCUUUCUCAACUGUUUUGCCACGUUGUGCACGUGCAGGUGAUGAUGCAGGGCGGGGCAGAGCCUUUGUUCCUCUGCGCUUUGGAGAUUCUGUCUCACUACGAGGCCGUGGUCACGGCGUACCCCAAGAGUUCAUCUGCACUGCAGGAUGAAAACACGCGCCACUUCCUCACCACUAUCGCAAACAACCUGGAGAACGCAGAAAUGAAAGCGGUCCUGCACCAAAAGAUCGCUCAGCUAUAA